AUGAUCCCGGAGAAGAAGCAGCGGUUCAGGGAGCAGCAGCUGGCCGGCGGCGGCACCGGGAGGCGGACUGGAGCUCAGCGGACACCGGGAGGAGAAGCUGCCAGAGAGGCGGAGACACCGGAGCCAGCAGCCGCUGGAAGCUGCGGCGGAGGGGGGCAGAGACAAGAUGGACGCUGCUCUCUACGCCGCUGGUCGGCCGCUAACCGACGGAGAUAUGGACUUCCUUUCCAUGUCUACGCUGACGACUAUCAGCUCUAUCUGCCCCUGAAGCAGGGAGAGAAACCAUUUAGUUGUGAACUUUGUGGACAAAGAUUUAAACAAAAAUCCAACUUGAACAGACACAUGAGGUUCCACACAGGAGAGAAACCCUUCGGGUGUCGUCUCUGUGGGCAGACGUUCAGCUGGAAGUCUAGUUUAGACUGUCACAUGAGAAUCCACACAGGAGAAAAACCAUUUGGGUGUGAUUUCUGUGGACAAAGAUUUAGUGAAAAAUCAGUUCUGAACACUCACAUGAGGAUCCACACUGGAGACAAACCAUUUAGCUGUGAUGUUUGUGGACAAAGAUUUAACCAAAGAUCACAUUUGAAAAGGCAUGCCAGAGUCCACACUGGAGAGAAACCGUUUUGUUGUGAGGUCUGUGGACAACAUUUUGGUGAUAAGUCUGUUCUAAACAUUCACAUGGGGAACCACACUGGAGACAAGCCAUUUGGUUGUCAUGUUUGUGGACAAAGAUUUAGUCGGAAGUCAAUUUUAGACAGUCACAUGAGGAUCCACACGGGAGACAAACCGUUUGACUGUGAUGUCUGUGGAAAAAGAUUUAGUCACAAGUCCAGUGUAAACAUUCACAGGAGAAUCCACACAGGGGAAACCCCGUUUGGCUGUCAAACGUGUGAAAAAAGAUUUAGUAGAAAGUCAAUUUUAGAGAGUCACUUGAGAAUCCACACAGGAGACAAACCGUUCAGAUGUGACGUUUGUGGACAAAGAUGUAGCGAAAGAGCACAUCUAAAAAAACACAUGAGAAUCCACAGUGGAGACAAACCAUUUGGUUGUGAUGUUUGUGGAAAACGAUUUAGAGAUAAGUGGCAUUUUAAUAUUCACCUGAGAAUCCAUACAGGAGAGAAACCAUUUGGCUGUGAUAUCUGUGGGAAAAGAUUCAGUGAUAAAUCAGAUUCCAACAAUCACAUGAGAAUCCACACAGGAGAGAAGCCGUUUGCUUGUGAUCUUUGUGGACAGAGAUUUAGACGAAAACCAUGUUUGAACAUUCACAUGCGAAUCCACACAGGAGAUAAACCAUUUGGCUGUGAUUUAUGCGGGAAAAAGUUUAGACAAAAAUCAUAUUUGAAAAUUCACAUAAGAAUUCACACAGGUGAUAAACCAUUUGGUUGUGAGAUUUGUGGAAAAAAAUUCAACAGUAAGUCAAACUUAAAAAAUCACAUGAAAAGCCACACAGGAGUGGAAGCUGUUUAGAUAUGAAUUUUAAGACAACUGUGGAUACGAAACAUUUAAAGUAGCACCAUGUAACUUUCUGACAACACGGCACUGUCACAAAAUUAGACAGUCUGUGAUUUGGAAUCUGAUAGCAGACCACUUUUAACCAGCAGAUUGAAAAGUCAUCAAGUUACUUUUAAAGUCAAGGCCAUAUUCACCCCUCUAGAUUAAAUCCUACAUCAGAGAACCAAAAAUAUGUCUGAUCAGGUGUCAUAUCCAUUAGGACUGGACAAUAAUUUAAUACCAAUAUAUAUUCUGAAAAUAUAGAAAAAAGGGUCAAUAAAAGGUUCAAUAGAAUAACAAUUUUCGUUCCUUCUGCAUUCUAGUGAUGUAGGUUAAUAUUACAUUACAGUCAUUACAUCCUCCCAAGCAAUCACAAACACAGACCCAGGAAC
This is a messenger RNA of Fundulus heteroclitus (mummichog), 1883 nucleotides long. Its product is annotated as gastrula zinc finger protein XlCGF57.1. The transcript has 3 exons. The record is from RefSeq and is a predicted model, not a curated record. Gene Ontology annotation, cellular component: PcG protein complex; transcription regulator complex. Gene Ontology annotation, molecular function: RNA polymerase II cis-regulatory region sequence-specific DNA binding; DNA-binding transcription factor activity, RNA polymerase II-specific. Bases 1 to 1467 code for a protein of 488 amino acids. Lineage: Eukaryota; Metazoa; Chordata; Actinopteri; Cyprinodontiformes; Fundulidae. Gene Ontology annotation, biological process: regulation of transcription by RNA polymerase II.